CUUUGACUUCAUUAUUUGACCAAACAGAAAGCAAAACCAAAGAGAAGAAAACAGAGACGCUACGAAGUUGAACCCUUUAUUCUUCUGCAAACAAGCUCAGUUCUUCUUGUGCUGCAAUUGGGACAAAUGGGAACAGAAGGUGAACAAUUGACGGAGCAGGAAACGGCCAUUUAUGAUCGUCAAAUUAGGGUUUGGGGUGUUGAUGCUCAGAGAAGGCUCAGCAAAUCUCAUGUAUUUGUCAGUGGACUGAAAGGAACUUGUGUUGAGUUCUGCAAGAAUAUUGUUUUAGCUGGAGUAGGUAGUUUGACGCUAAAUGAUGAUCGCUUGGUAACAGAAGAGCUAUUAUUAGCUAAUUUCUUAAUUCCUCGCGAUGAAAAUGUAUUCCCUGGGAAGUCCAUUGCUGAGCUUUGCUGUGAUUCAUUGAAGGAUUUCAACCCUAUGGUUUCUGUUUCGGUAGAGAAAGGCGCUCUCUCCAAUUUUGACGCUGAUUUCUUUCAGAAGUUUGAUGUAGUUGUUGUUAGCUGUUGCUCCCUUUUGACGAAAAAAUCAGUAAAUGCUAAGUGUCACAAGUCGCCAAAGCGUGUUGCAUUUUACAGCGUAGAAUGCCGAGACUCCUGUGGUGAGAUAUUUGUUGACUUGCAGAAUUACAGCUACUGUAAGAAAAAAAAUGAAGAGACAAUGGAAUGCACAUUGCAGUAUCCAAGUUUUGAGGAAGCCAUUGCAGUCCCCUGGAGAUCACUACCCAAGAGGAUGUCAAAGCUAUACUUUGCAAUGAGAGUUAUAGAAAGGUUUGAAGAGCUUGAGGGCCGGAAUCCUGGAGAAACUUCUGCUGAUGACCUUCCAAAUGUUCAGAAGAUGAGAAAGGAACUCUGUGAGGCACAUUGCUUAAACGAAUCUCAGAUCCCAGAUUCUCUUCUGCAAAGAUUGAUAGCAAGUAGAAGCGAAUUUCCUCCUGUCUGCGCAAUCAUGGGAGGAAUUCUUGGACAGGAGGUGAUAAAAGCAAUAUCUGGCAAAGGAGAUCCUCUUAAGAACUUUUUCUUCUUUGAUGCCAUGGAUGGUAAAGGGAUAAUAGAAGAUAUAUCUAAUGUCAACAGCUGAGGAUGGUAUGACUUAAUGAUAGAAACCGUCUUUUAGGGAACGCUGACCUUUCUGGGGGUGUCUUUUAGGUAAACCAUAUGACUAAUUACAGCUAAACUUGUGGACAUUCAUUCAACUUAGAGUUCUGAUCAGCAAAAUUUAUGAUGUUUUUGACACUUGGGACCAUCAGUUGAGGGUUCACGUUGUUUAAUAUUCUGAAACAUGCAGUAUUAUCUCAUUUUCAGUUG
Messenger RNA from Nicotiana attenuata, 1325 nucleotides. Its product is annotated as SUMO-activating enzyme subunit 1B-1-like. Gene Ontology annotation, molecular function: SUMO activating enzyme activity. The record is from RefSeq and is a predicted model, not a curated record. Lineage: Eukaryota; Viridiplantae; Streptophyta; Magnoliopsida; Solanales; Solanaceae. Gene Ontology annotation, biological process: protein sumoylation. The coding region runs from base 127 to 1098 and encodes 323 amino acids. The transcript is spliced from 11 exons. Gene Ontology annotation, cellular component: SUMO activating enzyme complex; cytoplasm.